Gambusia affinis (western mosquitofish) is the source of this 2833-nucleotide messenger RNA. RefSeq names its product zinc finger protein 135-like. Lineage: Eukaryota; Metazoa; Chordata; Actinopteri; Cyprinodontiformes; Poeciliidae. The record is from RefSeq and is a predicted model, not a curated record. Gene Ontology annotation, cellular component: nucleus. The coding region runs from base 143 to 1366 and encodes 407 amino acids. Gene Ontology annotation, biological process: regulation of transcription by RNA polymerase II. The transcript has 4 exons. Gene Ontology annotation, molecular function: DNA-binding transcription factor activity, RNA polymerase II-specific; RNA polymerase II cis-regulatory region sequence-specific DNA binding.
UUCACGCAUGCGUACUGAGUAUUGUUUCCGUUCCUGUCGGUGUGGAGGCCUCAGGUAGGUAAACAGAGGUUCUCCGGAGGUUCUACUACGGUUCUGUUGGUUCCAACUAGCUCUCAGCGGUUCCGGUCGGACCAGCGGGAAAAUGUCUCCAUCCGCCACGUUUCACUCCCAGCUCGCCUCCAUCAUGGAGGUUCUGGCCAACACGGCGGUGGCGGAGAUCUGCGAGCUGGUGGACAACGGCUACGCGGUGCUGCAGCUGGAGAUCAGCCGGAGCCGCAAAGAGAACGAGGUUCUGCGGAGGAAACUGCGGCUCCUGGAGCUGCGGGCGGCGCGGUCCGCCGCGCUCAGAGCCGCCGCGAGCGGAAGCGGCGCCGCGCUGCUGUACGCCGCUAGCGGCCGCCCGCGCGCCAACCAGCGCGUCCACGAGCCGAGGAGGACCGUGACACUGACAGAAGUUGCAGCAGAGCUGUCCUUGUCGUCCAAUCAGCAGACUUCUCAGUGCAGAAAAACCCACCAAGAACCGGAACCAGCAGCUACAGGACAGAUGGCGGCUGCAGCCGAAACCACAGUGGUGAUCAAGGUGGAGGAUGAGGAGGAAGAGUCCUGGUCCCAGUCCGACCCUCCUGGUCGGUUCUGUGGCGGUUCUGAGGAUCAGCCCGAGGCAGAAGCUUCAUCCUCGCUGGUCAAGCAGGAAGAGAGCGGCGCAGACGGCGGCGUCUCUUGGACCAGCGUGGAGGUGAGCUCCACCUCCACCCAGCAGACCAAUCAGAGGCCAGAAGCCAGCGGCUACGACUCCAUGAUGCUGCAGCAAGCCUCCUGCGCUGCAGCAGCAGAACCCGGCGGCUCCUCCGGGUUUGUUCCCGGCAGGAACACGUCAGCCGAUUCAAGAACCAGUUUCAGCCACAGCGAGGCGAAUCUGUCUGCAGCGGGGCAGCGACAGCAGCAGGGGGCGCCACAGAGAGACGGCUGGCGGCAGCAGAGCCGCGCCACCGCAGCAGCAGGGAAAACAUUUGCCUGCAGCUUCUGCGGGAAAAGCCUGGCCUGCCUGAAGAACCUGAAGACCCACAUGCGGGUUCACACGGGCGAGAAGCCGUACGUCUGCGCGCUCUGCGGGAAACGCUUCUCCGACUCCAGCAACCUGAAGCGCCACCAGAGCGUCCACACCGGGGAGAAACGCUACGGCUGCGUCCACUGCGGGAAGCGCUUCGCCCAGUCCGGCUCGCUGAAGGUCCACAUGGCCGUCCACACGGACUGCGGCCAGUUCCGCUGCUCCGUCUGCGGGAAGGCCUUCACCUCCGCCGGCCACCUGAGGAGGCACGUCGCCAUGCACGCCGGGGACAAAUGCUUCCCCGCUGCGUUACCGUGACGACCGUCAGAAGACGCUGCGUCACUCAGCAGGAGUUUCAGACCGGCCGUCGGCUGCAGCGGCUCUGAUGCUUCCUGCUGGACGGGUCAGAGCGACAGGAAGUCCUGAAACCGUCCGGAUCAUCAGGAUCCUCCCACAAACUGCAAACUGUGUUUCUGUGCAAAUUUUUGUACAUUUUUAAAAUUCUGCCAUAUUUUGGCAGAAACAGUUUAAGAGGAUAAAGCUGCUGCUUGGCGCUUACAUCACAGCCCUGUGUUUACUGUCCCACUUAAAGGAGCAGCUUUUUUCCGGUGGUCUGGCGGGGGUCGCACUUUUACAAGGUUUUUAUGUGUGCGUGUGUGGUUUUGGGAAUUGACGGUGUUACGGCCCAAGGCCUUUCCUUUGGGUUAAUAUCCCUAUUUCUGAUUGGUUCUGAUUGGAAGUGGAGGCAGCUGGCCAGUGUCUCCAGAAUGACAUCACAUCCAGCUUAAGAUGCACCGUGUUUUUCUCACCCCAGCUCAGUCCUCUCUGUCUUUCUGCCACCCUCUUCCCUUUCUCCCUCUCCUCCUUACCCAGUUAUGAUUUUUGUUAAAUAAAUCCUACUUUAAGUUAUCCCAUGCGUUGCUUCCUUUUGAUUUGUUAUGGUACUAGAUCCAGACCAUAACAACGCCCCGUUCCCCCUCUGUCUGACUGUGCUGUUUUUCAUCGCACUAAGACGGUGGAGGGUUAAAACUAUCUCAGACACGCGCCCCCUGCUGGUGAGUCAGGAGAGGGAAUAAUCAACGUUGUUCGACUUUUGACUUGCAAAAUUGGCUACCUGGAAGUCUGUGAUGUUGUUGAGCAGCUUCACAGCAAAUACUGUGAUGUAAUAGUUAAAAAAAAACAUAACAUGGAGCAGAGAACCAGUGUUGGAUUGAAACUUCGGACCCAGACAGAAUAUGAAGGUAUCUAUGCAGCACCAGGAGAAACUAAAUGAAACGUUUCUGCUCUCCUAGAGAUGCCAAGGACACAACAGGUAUUUAAGGGCUGAAAGUGGAUUUUGAAUCUUGAGUUCCUUUAACUGGUCCAAAGGAAACCUGAACGACCUCCAGAGAACCUGGAGAACCGCGACGGAGAAACUCAGCAGAUUACAGGAAGGAUUCUUUAAAAUCAGACAGGAUGAGUUUUAAAUCCACUGUGACGCUUCAGCAUCUUCCUCCUCUGAGCUGCUGCUCUUCUUCCUCAGUUUGACUCAAAGCGGCGGGUCCUCCUCCGACCCGGUUCGGUUCAGUUCUGAGGAGAACCGGCUGCUUUCUGGAAAACUUUGUGUUUUCUGGUUUAUUGUGACUCAGUGAUGAUGAACAAAAUAAAUAUUCUGUUUUUUGAGUCAAAAUUAAAGUUUUUAUGUCACUUCUUGAUAAAAUGACUCGAUUGUUUCUUUGGUUUCUUUUAGACUGAAACUGUUUGUGGAAUCAUCUCUGUCUUUGUGUUGCCUUCAGGGCCCAAGGU